This is a messenger RNA of Scaptodrosophila lebanonensis, 2320 nucleotides long. RefSeq names its product nose resistant to fluoxetine protein 6. The coding region runs from base 1 to 2025 and encodes 674 amino acids. The record is from RefSeq and is a predicted model, not a curated record. The transcript has 8 exons. NCBI's taxonomy places the organism in Eukaryota, Metazoa, Arthropoda, Insecta, Diptera, Drosophilidae. Gene Ontology annotation, molecular function: acyltransferase activity, transferring groups other than amino-acyl groups.
AUGCAUUACUUGCGAUGGGUGCUAUUGGGGCUUGUGAGUGCUGGCAUCGGUGCAGAAUCCUUUGCGGAACAGAACCUGUUGGAAUGGUGGCAUCGCAGCAAUUUCGGAUACGAGGUGCUGACACAUGCACUGAAUGGGAGCAGCAUUAUCUCUCCUUCGGAUGACGAUUCGAACUGCAUGUGGUACCUCGAACAAGUGUUAAAGGGAGCAGUUGAAAACAAACUGGAAGAUCUACGGGUACUUGAUGCCUGGGGGAAGCUGCCCAGCGGCUUGCUCUACGGCCACCUUGUGGAUAUGGGCAAUUAUGAGUCGUGUCUCCUAGGGAAUACGAACAGCGAUACAAAGUAUUGCCUCGCAAGCAUCCAUUUUGACAUGCCACUGCCAUCGGCGGCUCUCAACUCCCUCUCUCUCCGCAUCGGCACUUGCAUACCAGCUUUAUGCAGCGCCAGACUGCUCAACAUAUGGCUAAAUGACUAUGUGAAUUGGCUGAUGGAGCAGCGCACGACCCAAAUAACCACACUGGUUGAUGAAUCAAACUGUGCUGUUGCUCGCAAGGCGCCGAUGACAGGGCUGGAUUGGUUUGCUGUAGCUUUACUAAUAUUUUUCGGCUGCCUUGUGUUGUUUAGCACCAUACUGGACUAUAGCAAUUUUCCAUUGCCUUGGCUAAGCGCCUUUGCAUUGCGACCGAAUCUUCAACAGCUGCAGCAUAUAUAUCGUGGGUCCUCAAAUGUCGUUUAUUGUCUAAACGGCAUUCGGUGUCUGACCAUUAUUUGGAUCAUCUUUGGACACGGCUUUAUGUUUAUGCUGAUCUUACCCAAUAUCAAUAGCUACAAGAUAGUUGGCUGGGCCCAGACACCCUUCUCCAUGCUGCUGCAGAGCGGCUCCACUGCAGUGGACACUUUUUUUAUGCUCAGCGGCAUGUUGCUGGUCUUGGUGUCGAUGCGUGAGUUGGAUCGCAACGCGGGCAAAUUGAAUGUGCCGCUCAUGUAUUUGCAUCGCCUGGUCCGUUUGACCCCCGUCCUAGCCGUGGCUGUGCUGCUCUUCGUCACGCUCUUCCCGCGCCUAGACAGCGGACCAUUGUGGCAGGAGAUGACCAGUUCGUACCAGCUGUGCAAGUCCACUUGGUGGGCCACACUGCUCUAUGUGCAGAACUAUGCCGCGCCAGGACGCAUGUGCCUGGGCCACAGCUGGUAUUUGGCUGUGGACAUGCAGCUCUACAUAUUAUCGCCACUAUUGCUGCUGCCCUUGUGGCACUGGCGUCGCAAAGCGGUGGCAGGUAUUGUGGUAAUCAUAUUGCUGCUUUCUGCCUGCGUCUUCAGCAUCGUUAUGCUUAACGGAUUGGUUGUCUUCAAUCGCGACGGAAAUUUGGGCGCAGAUAGCGUAGAGAUGCGUAAGAUCUACUACACGACUCACGUGCGCGCCACGCCGUGGCUGAUUGGCCUGCUCUUCGGAUAUUUCCUGCACAGCGAGCGGAGCCGCAUCCGUCGCCGUUGCUCCAAGUGGCUGGUGCUCUGCCUUUGGUUAUUGGCGAUGGCCCUACUCUGCGUCGUGAUCUUUGGCGUCUUUCCAUACACACAACCCAAUAUGGCAGAAAUGACACCGUUGGCUGGGGCCUUUUAUUUAUGCUGCAGUCGCAUAGCCUGGUCGCUGGCCCUGUGCUGGAUUAUCUGGGCUUGCCAAAACGGCUAUGGUGGCAUCAUUAACUCGCUUCUCUCCUGGUCCCUCUGGCAGCCACUUUCAAAGCUCUCCUAUUGCAUGUACAUUUGGCAUCUGCUUGUGGAGACGGCGCAUGCGGGUCGCAUCCAGAACACCGUUCACUUCUCUAACUACGAUGGGAUACUGAAUUUCUGGUCGCAUUUUGGUAUCACGCUGCUCUUUUCAUUACUGAUGUAUUUGGCCGUUGAGUCGCCUUUGGUGCGUCUCGAGCUGCAGUUUUUAGGAACCAAUCUCAGAGAAAACCCGAAGACCACGAGCAUAUCCACACCGCCAACAGUUUCCAGACAAAAUCUAGUAGCCGCUGCCUAGAACUAAUUCAAACUGGCAAGAUUGUUCUUCACUAAUGUCUUUUAUUGUAAAGAUGCAUGUAGAAAGGCAUAUCGAUACAUCGCAACGAAACUUCAAUUUGUAGAAUCCGUUCAAAAAAGGGAGCAGCUCGUCGGCUUUAAUGAGUUCUGGUUCUGGCUACACCAUUUAGGUGUGAAAUUAAAAUGUUAUAUAUUUAUUACGUUCGUUAAGACUAGAAUUCGGUUUAACAAUGUACAUACGUUUAAAUACAUACAUAUGUACAUACAUACAUAUAUACAUACAAUAGGAACAUAUA